Lasiodiplodia theobromae is the source of this 405-nucleotide messenger RNA. RefSeq names its product Carboxyl transferase. The transcript has a single exon. Bases 1 to 405 code for a protein of 134 amino acids. NCBI's taxonomy places the organism in Eukaryota, Fungi, Ascomycota, Dothideomycetes, Botryosphaeriales, Botryosphaeriaceae. The record is from RefSeq and is a predicted model, not a curated record.
AUGGGCUUGAAGGCCGUAGCACUCCGCAACUUUCAACCCAGCACCUCGCUAGCCGCAGAGCUGUUCUCAUCGUCCUCUUCGCCGGUGAAUAUCUCUGUUGACCAAUCGGAGACCCUCUGGAACUUGGUCGAUUAUGGGUGGCUUUCGGACUCUGCUCGCCCAACGACCACCACCACCACCACCACCACCACCACCACCACCACAUCUGAACCUCUAACGUCGAGGGACAAAAGCAAUAACGACGACAGAAUAAUGGAGGAAUCACCAAAUACCGCACACGACUUCAUGAACCGAUUCGGGCCCGACUUCGCCAUCGACGAAGGCAACGUGGAACAGCUGCUAUUCGAAGCAAUCCACGGAAGAUUUAACUCGAUCCCCGAGCUAUCCGCCAUGGCACACACAUAG